This is a messenger RNA of Stomoxys calcitrans (stable fly), 15053 nucleotides long. RefSeq names its product dynein beta chain, ciliary. Lineage: Eukaryota; Metazoa; Arthropoda; Insecta; Diptera; Muscidae. The transcript is spliced from 37 exons. Bases 1 to 14916 code for a protein of 4971 amino acids. The record is from RefSeq and is a predicted model, not a curated record. Gene Ontology annotation, molecular function: ATP binding; dynein light intermediate chain binding; minus-end-directed microtubule motor activity. Gene Ontology annotation, biological process: microtubule-based movement. Gene Ontology annotation, cellular component: dynein complex.
AUGGACGAAUCUCACCAAAAUCUCGGCGAUGAGACCGGCAGCAACAACAUUCCCACCGCCACGAAUAGUAAUGGCGGGGAUGCCAUGCAUCCAGUGAUGGACAGUUUGCAGCAACCGCCGCACCAACUGUCAGCUCAACGCAACGCAAGCAACGGUCUUGCAAAUGAUGCCAGAUUAGAGUUUAUAUGCAGUUAUACGUUAACCACUUUGCGUCUUAAGCAAGACAAAUGGCUCAAGAUGUUGGCCACACCGGAAUACCAGCUCGUUUUGUCGGAUUGGUUGAACAAUACGCAAAGGCGUAUUUUGGUUAUGACACUCAAUCCGGCUGGACUACUAAUUCCGAAAAGCUCCAUCAGUGAUUUGUAUCAAAACUAUGCUGCCGUGGUGCAAGUGGCAAAAAACCCCAUUACGCACACCACCACCCUAACGAGUGAGGAGGUGCCUGCAGCUACAUUGGCAGCAAGUGUAGCCAUGACACCAUUGGCAGCCGCCACUGUAAUGAUGGCACCUCUGCCACCACCCUCGAGUAGUUUUUCCACUCUGGAUGGGGUACCGCGUGGCAAGUGUGCUUAUUUUCUGCGUCAUGAAUUGCAACAGGAGGAUAACAGCAAAAUCGCAAGCGGCAGCAGCUGCAGCAGCAGCAGAAGUAGCGGCACUAAGCACAUCAUCUGUGGCGAUUUUCCAGUGCACAGUAAAAUCGAUACGCUGCUCAUCCUGUUCGAUGAAAUCCUUCAACCGCUGUUGAUGAAUCCACACAAUCGCAGAUUAUGGCCCGAUAUGGUGGGCAAGGAUUUGAACAAUCGCAUGAAGGAUGUGCGCAAUACGCUAACAGAGAUUAAAGGAAAGACCAACAAUCGGACAAUUUUAUCGUUAUUAGUUUCGCCAACUGCCAUUGAAGAAAUUGCCAUUCGUAUUAAACAACAGGGAAACAUCGAAUCAGCUUUAUGCGAAAAAUUUCGAGGUCUACUCGAGGAAAUGGUCAUCAAUUGGUCUAGCCAAGUACAUGAUAUAAUCAAUGAGAAAUCCGAAUGUACACCCUGCAAUACACGCAGCAAAGGUGGCAGCCCUCGUCUAGUAGCCGUUAGUAUGCCAGCACAGGAAGUCAAUUUUUGGAUAAAUCGUCAGCACAAUUUUGAAAAUCUUUACAAGCAAUUGAGCUGUAAUACCCAUGAAUCGGUGGGCUAUAUUUUGGAGGAGAUUGAUUCCCCCUAUUACAAGCCAUUUACGAAAAUGCUUAAAAAUGUCGUAUGCGCUUGGCAUGAAGCUCAAGAGGUUUCACUAUGGCUACAUCCUUUGCUAAGGCAAACUUCAGCCUUUAAUGCUGUAAGUUUUGCCAAUGCCCAGGAAUUGAUUUUGCCUUUGGUACAUGUGAUCCACCUGCUGUGGUCCAAUGCUCGACACUAUCGUACAACCGCUAGAAUGACAGUGAUGCUGCGUUGUAUUUGCAAUCUGAUGAUUAGAAGGGCUAGUGAAGAUCUGGAAUUGGCCACCUUGUUUCAAAGUGAUGCCGAUGAGGGGCUGUUGAAGAUCACCAAGACUGUGGGCAUUUUGGAAAUGUUUAAGUCCAAAUUGUUGGAAUAUAAAAGCAAAUACACCAGCAAUCAACCCAUUUUGUUGCCAGCCUUAUCUGUAGUACCACCCCCAAAUGGAGAAAUGUACUUGGAUUCUCUUUCUAUGGCAUCGAGUGCUGCUGAGGUCCAACAGUUAUGGCGCUUCUCCAACGAGGAUGUUUUUGGACAUGCCUUAGAUGGUUUUCUGGAACAACUGGCUGAAAUUCAAAAAGUCUUUGAGGCGGCAGUUUCUUUUCAAAGUCUGGAGAAAAUGGAAAUCGGUGGUUGUAUAGGCAAACAUUUAACGGAGCGUAUAAGACAGAUUCAUGCCGACUUUAAAAUGCUCUUUGAAGAAUGGACCAAAUUAGACAUCGAUCUAAGUCAUAGCACCACUGCAACAUCAACAACAACAGCAGCUCAGAAAAAAAACCCAAAUUGGCAAAUGUUUCGUCGCGAACAGGCCAUAUUUUUUCAACACAUGGAGGUGUUGGAAAAGAAAUUAGCCACAAUUUUGCUGCAGGCAUUUGGCGACUGCCACAAUUGGGAGCAGCUAACCAAGCUCACAACAAUGUUUGCCAACAUUCUGCAACGCCAAAGCAUUCAAUACGAAUUACGGAUUAUUUUGCCCCACAUCCUUGCCGUCUAUGACGAUGAAUUGCUGCCGAUUGAAGGCAUUGUCGGCAAUGUGCUACUGGCAUUUGAAUAUCGCGGUGUGGCAGCCAUACCGCUGGAACGCAGCAACUUUCCACCCAUGGCUGCAGCAAUAAUGUGGUUGGAGAACUGUAUGCGUAGAUGCGAUGUAUUUGCCGCCAAUGAAUUGAAUGCCUUGAUAAAAGUUUGGCUUGUUGAAGGAAAUCCUUUAAGUCUUCAAUAUGAAAAACUGACUGCACGACGCAAUAUUUUGACAACAAAGCUUAGCAAUUUGCAAUUGAAAGUUUGGCACAAUUGGCAGCAGACUAUCGAGAAACGCAUUGCACAAGGACUCGAUAGCAAAUUGAUGACACUACACCACAAUGCUGGCAGCCUUGAAAUGCAUUUCUCCAUUGAACUCUUCACACUGUUAAGAGAGACCAAAUAUUUGCUGGCCUUGCAAGAGCUCUAUAACAAACGCCAAACGCUAUUGAUGCUGCCACAAACACUUCUCGAUUUGUACGCACAACGCGACAUUUUUUGGCAUCGCAAGAUUAGGCUAAUGCAAAUUGCCGAAUACUACAACAGCAUCCGGGAGCCAGGUGGACUAUUGACAGCUUCCACAGAAAUGCAAUUAAUUCAACCAUCUGUCAGUGUUAUCGAUGAACAUUUGGAUUUGGCAGCCACUUCAUUGACAUGGAGGAACUAUGCUUUGGCAACCGAAAAUGGCAUAGUGAUCAGAGAGAAUACUUCUAAUGACGAAGGCCUGAGCGGUCGUUAUUUUUUCAAUGACUUUGUCGUUAAGGUUGGUGAUGUUUUCAUUUAUUUGAAGAAGUGUGCCUUGUUGUUGUUGCAAUUGCGUAGUUAUCGCUGCCAGUUGUGUUGUUAUUUGCGACAUACUCUUCAUCAUCAUCUGCAUUACCUCACUCUCAGCCACUUGCUGGUUAACAUUGAUGCAUUGUUGUUGCAAAUUUUCGGUGUUGUUUUGAUUUGGAGUACCUGUUGGGGUAUUGAAGUUUGCAUUGUUUUUAAAGCUUUGGAGUAUUUGCUUAACGAAAUGGCAACAACCGCAACAGUGGAAACAUUCAAACCGCCAACGACAACAACAGCUGCCUCCACUCUAGCCCCAAUGGAGGCCAAAGAGAGUUGUAGAGUCAACCAAGCGAGCAGAAGCCUCAAAUCAAUACAAACACCAACUCUAACUAGAGCUGGGACUAAGGCGACAUCAACAACAAAUGCAGCUACCGCCACAAUGGCAAAAGAAACGGCAGCAGCUGCAGCAGGAGGCACAUUAACACCGUUGAAGACAGAAUUAACCGGGUCGAAAGCCACAACAACGGCACAGACACUGCCAACAACAACAACGACCUCUAAACAUUUUCUACCCCACUUACUUAAAGCGAUACAGGGGCGCCACCAAACCAUGGAACAGCAACAUCAACAUCAACAACAGUCCCAACAUUUGCCUCUCAGCCUCGAUGCAAUACCCACAGUGACACACUAUCAACACUGGCAACGCUCUCCCAUGCGUUUAACCCCUUUAACAAAGACCUCAACGCCCGCCCAUCAACAUCCUACAGCCACGAUGGUUGCUGCAAAAUCAUCACCCCUUUUUGAGGUAAAACUGCAAUUGCACCAUGACAGUCGAAUCAACUUUGAGCCCUCGUUCGAAGCCAGUGAGGCAACAAAUUUCCAGCAAAUUGUCGAGCAGCUACUCGAUGACAUCGAGAAAGCAUGCAAAUGCAUGCCACGCGUUUUCCAAGAUGACACACCACCCCCUCGAUCAUCACCUUCACCGCCAACGCUUCAACCACUGACAUGCAGCAAUGAAUAUGCCAGAAUACAUCAGCCGUUAAGGUCCUAUGCAAAGUAUUCCAAUGUACGGCAAGAUACAAUCACAACAACAACAGCUAGAAUAUCUUCAGCUACUACAACAGCCAAAGACAAGGUGAUGAAUGCUACAAAUGUUGCAACAAUAACCCAAACAGAGGAUGGCAACGACAGUUCCAACAAUGACAGCAACAUCUUAAAACAGCUCAAAGCAGCCAUACGGAAUACGGUUAACGCUACGAUGAAUGCGGCCAAAGCGUAUGCUUCGAACUUCGAAUUGUAUGCACAUUUAUGGAGUGAAAAAUACUCGCAAGUCCUCAAUAGACAAUUGCGCGAAACAGCAGCAGAUGAGGAUGAGUACAUCAUGAACCGAGGCUACUAUGUCAUGGAGACAUUCAAGCGUGAGAUUGAACGCUACAUUGAAAUGCAUGAGGAAUUGGAACAAUUUGACGAUUACAAAACCAUUAACCAUUGGCUACUUGUCGAUAUAAGGCCAUUGAAAUAUACUCUGCUGAAUAUGACCUGUAAAUGGUCGCAAUUUUAUAAAAAGGCAUUGUUGAUGUAUGUUGAAAGGACUUUGCAGCGAUUCACUGAUUUUAUCAAACGUAGUUUCCAGCUUCUACAACUCAAUGUGGCUCGCGAUGAUUUUCGUUCACUGCUGAAAGUGCUGGAAGUCAUUGCACGCAUUAAGAAAAAAGAAAAAUAUGCUGACCAUUUGUUUAAGCCUCUAAAGGAGAUUGUCCAGCUAUUGAAAACCUAUCACGUACAUAUCAAUGGACAAUUUGCCCGUUCCAUAGAUCAAUUGCCAGUGCAAUGGCAGCAUUUGAAAACGGUAGCCGCCAGCAAGAUGGAAUCGCUGCAGGACACAAAACGAUAUCAGCAGCAGCGUGUAUCGGCCAUAGCAAUACUUUAUAGUUGUCAUCUGCAGACGUUUGCAAAGCACUUUCAGAAAAUGCCGUUUUUUCAAACACCUUGUCCGCCGGUGUAUUCACUAUGCGAUCAAGUUUGCCUGAAAAUGGAAUGUUUUGAUUGGCAACACAAACGCAUAAGGCAUUGUGCUCGUCUACUUGAUAUUGCCCCACCGGAUGACAGUACACUGCGUAUGUGUGCCACAGAGGUUAAGCGCAUCAAGCAACUUUGGGAUUUUGUUCAUGUCAUUGAGUCCUGCAUCAAUGACUGGCGUGCAUCGCCUUGGCUGCUUAUCGACACCGAUGACAUCGAAAACGAAUGCAAACAGUUCACACGAGAUUUACGCACUCUGGACAAGAGUAUACGAGAGUGGGCUCCUUAUCUCUAUAUUGUGGGUGUUUUGCGGGAGCUGGUGGCCUCCUUGCGUACCAUUACGGAAUUGCAAAAUCCAGCAAUUACCGAACGUCAUUGGCUGGAAUUGAUGCAAGAGACUCAGCUCUCUUUUAAAUUGGACAACACCAGCACUUUGGAUGAACUCAUGAAACUGGAACUACACAAACAUGAUGAGGAAAUCAAAAAUACCGUAGAUCGAGCCAUCAAAGAAAUGAAUGUCACCAAAAUUCUCGAUGACAUUAAGGCCAUUUGGUCGCAAAUAAAUUUCGACAGGGAACAGCAUCAACGACGCCAGGAAAUCAUACUUCUUAAGGUAUCCGAGGGUCUCAUUGAAACACUGGAUGACAAUCAAAUGCAAAUACAGAACAUAGCCACCUCCAAGCAUGUGGACUAUCUCUUGGAUAAACUCAAUCAUUGGCAGAAGAUAUUGAGUGGAGUGGAAGUUUUCAUAAGCAAUUGGUUUGAGGUUCAACGCAAAUGGAUAUAUCUGGAGUGCAUAUUCAUAGGCUCUGCCGAUAUAAGGGCCCAAUUGCCCAAGGAGGCUAGUUACUUUGAGGAGAUCGAUAAGGAGUUUAUAGAACUUCUGGAAAGGGUGCAAAAGGUCACAGUGGCCAUAGAUAUAGUGUUGGAGCAUCGUUAUGUCUUCGAUGCGCUGGAUGAAUUACAAAAACGUCUAUUGGUGUGUGAGAAGGCUUUGAACAACUAUUUGGAGACCAAGCGUUUGGCAUUUCCUCGCUUCUAUUUUAUAUCCUCUGCCGAUUUGCUGGACAUACUCUCCAAUGGCAAUAAUCCCCAAGUCAUAGAUCGUCAUUUUAUUAAACUCUUUGAUUCUAUAUUAAGAUUGCAAUUUGACUCUCGCACAGCGAAUAGAGCUGUGGGCAUGCAUUCCAAGGAAAAUAAUGAGUGUGUGGCCUUUAUUUCCCCCCAGGGUUUACUAUGCUCGGGAAGAGUUGAACUUUGGCUGCAAAUGCUGAUUGGCGAGAUGCGCCAUACCCUAAAAGAACUUUUUCGCAGAGCUCUACAUGUUCAGACAGAAAAGGCCCGCGACAAAUGGCUCAAUGAUUGGCCUGCCCAAGUGGCCCUAUGUUGUAGUCAAAUCAGUUGGACCACCGAUGUCAAUCGUGCCUUUGCCUGGAUGGAAGAAGGCUAUGAGGCUGCCAUGAAGGAUUUACACAAAAGUCAGGUGAUACAAUUGAAUGCUCUGAUUAAUCUGUUGCUGGGAGAACUUUCACCAGGCGACCGCCAAAAGAUUAUGACCAUCUGUACCAUUGAUGUUCAUUCCCGCGAUGUGGUCUCACGCAUUAUACAGGCUAGGGUGGACAGUUGUGUGGCCUUUCAAUGGCAAAGUCAGCUGCGUCAUCGUUGGUCCACUGUGAAGGAUUCCCAGCAGGAAGAUUGCUUUGCAAAUAUCUGCGAUGCUGAGUUUCUCUAUGCCUAUGAAUAUUUGGGUAAUACCUCGAGAUUGGUUAUAACGCCGCUAACAGAUCGCUGCUAUAUCACUUUGACACAGUCGUUGCAUCUUGUUAUGGGUGGAGCCCCUGCUGGGCCGGCUGGUACUGGCAAAACGGAAACCACAAAAGAUUUGGGACGUGCAUUGGGCGUUAUGGUUUAUGUUUUCAAUUGUUCGGAGCAAAUGGACUACAAAUCCUGCGGCAAUAUUUACAAAGGUCUGGCUCAGACAGGAGCAUGGGGUUGCUUUGAUGAGUUCAAUCGCAUAUCGGUGGAGGUGCUCUCUGUGGUUGCGGUCCAAGUAAAGACCAUACAGGAGGCAAUUAAGAGAAAUAAAUCAGAAUUCAUGUUUAUGGGCGAGACAAUAGCAUUGGUGCCUUCGGUGGGCAUAUUUAUCACCAUGAAUCCUGGCUAUGCUGGACGCACUGAGCUGCCGGAGAAUCUGAAAUCUCUCUUUCGUCCUUGUGCCAUGAUAGUGCCUGAUUUUGCUCUCAUAUGUGAAAUAAUGUUAAUGGCCGAAGGAUUCCAGGAUGCUCGUCUGUUGGCUCGCAAAUUUAUCACUCUCUAUACAUUGUGCAAGGAGUUACUGUCCAAGCAGGACCAUUAUGAUUGGGGUCUAAGGGCUAUAAAAUCAGUUCUGGUUGUUGCCGGCACACUCAAACGUGACGAUCAUAGUCGUCCUGAGGAUCAGGUGCUCAUGAGGGCCUUAAGAGAUUUUAAUAUACCCAAAAUAGUCACCGAAGACAUUUCCAUAUUUAUGGGCUUAAUAGGAGAUCUCUUUCCUGCACUGGAUGUUCCCCGCAAACGGGUCUUUGAUUUUGAGAAAAUCAUUAGGCGUGCAGUGAAUGACAUAAAACUACAACCUGAGGAGGGAUUUCUAAUGAAAGUGGUGCAAUUGCAAGAGCUAUUGGAUGUUCGGCAUUCUGUGUUCAUAGUGGGCAAUGCUGGCACCGGCAAGACCCAGAUUUGGCAAACACUGCGAGAGACAUAUUGCCUUCAGAAGCGUAAACCCGUCUGCAAUAUCCUUAACCCCAAAGCCUUGACCAAUGAUGAAUUGUUUGGCAUAGUCAAUGCCACCACCAGAGAAUGGAAGGAUGGUUUGUUCUCCUCCAUUAUGAGGGAACAGGCAAAUUUGGCCAAUGAAAACCCAAAAUGGAUUGUGCUCGAUGGUGAUAUAGAUCCCAUGUGGAUAGAGAGCUUGAAUACCCUAAUGGAUGACAAUAAGAUUUUGACUUUGGCCAAUAAUGAAAGAAUUGCUUUGAAAAAGGAAAUGCGUUUGAUAUUCGAAGUGGGCCAUUUGAAAGCAGCCACACCGGCCACUGUCUCUAGGGCAGGAAUUUUGUACAUCAAUCCAUUGGAUUUGGGAUGGUCACCUUACGUCUUAUCCUGGUUGGAAACUCGUCCCGAUAUGCUUGAGCGUGGCAUUCUUACCACCCUGUUUGAAAAAUAUUUUCCCAAACUUUUGCAACGUCAUCAGGACUUUCGCCACAUAGUGCCCAUCUCGGAUAUGGCAGUGAUUCAAAUGUCUUGUAACUUGCUUGAAUGCCUACUGGACUAUCCCGAUGAACCGGAAAUGCCUCAAAACUUCACAAGUCCCCAUAGUCUGCACAAUGCUGCAGUGCCGCCCGACUCUUUGGAAUUACAUUUGGAAUUGGUAUUUGUCUAUGCCAUGCUAUGGAGUUUUGGCUCUGCCCUUAGCCAAGAUCACAACAUUGAUUGGAGGAGAGAAUUUCAAAAAUGGUGGCAAACAGAAUUCAAAGAUGUCAAACUGCCAUCACAAGGACUUAUUUAUGAUUAUCAUUUGGAUGUGCGUACUCAAAAGUUUAUACGUUGGACAGAGUUGGCCAAUCUAAAAAUGGCCAUUACCCCAGAAUAUCAAACACCCAUACAGAAUAUAAUGAUACCCACCUGUGAGACCAUACGCCUGGUGCAUUUUCUGGAAAUGUUGGUCAAUCGUAAUCUACCCUGCAUGUUGGUGGGCAAUUCCGGUUGUGGUAAAAAUGCCAUAUUUCGUGAGCUCUUCUCCAUCUAUGCCCAGGCUUUGGAUGCCGCAGAUAUCUCCCCCACAAUAGAAACCAAACGUUGCUCAUUUCAAAUGCAAUUGAAACCUUUGAGGACCACCGUACAAAUGACCCAUUUCAACUAUUAUACCUCAUCGGAAAUAUUUCAGAAAAUUCUUGAUCGUCCUUUGGAAAAGAAAUCCGGUCGCACUUAUGGGCCAGUGGGAGCUAAGCGGCGUUUGGUUUAUUUCAUCAAUGAUCUUAAUAUGCCUGAAGUCGAUGCUUAUGGUACAGUUCAGCCACAUACCAUAAUGAGACAAUUUAUGGACUACAAACAGUGGUACGACCGGCAAUGCUUGCAGCUAAAGAAUAUACGCAACUGUCAGUUUGCCGCCUGCAUGAAUCCCACUGCUGGCUCCUUUACCAUAGAUCCUCGUUUGCAGCGCCACUUUUGUGUUUUCUCAGUGGCUCCACCUAGUGAAUAUACAUUACAAUACAUCUAUGGUCGUAUUUUGAGUUCUCACCUUGACAACCCUUUGAACAACUUUAGCAAGGAAAUCAAAUCCAUCGGUCCACUAUUAACAAAAGUGGGAAUUGCUCUACAUCGCCGCAUGGAGGCCUCUUUUCUGCCCACCGCUGUUAAAUUUCAUUACAGCUUCAAUAUGCGCGAUUUGACCCAGAUCUACCAGGGUUUAAUGAACAGCUGCGGCAUACCCGCAGAGGCUGUUAAUAUGGCUCACAUUGCCAAUAUUGGAGGGACGGUGUGUCAAAAACCUUCGGAUCUCAUAAGACUUUAUGUACACGAGGCCUAUCGCACCUACAAUGAUCGUUUGGUUGAUCCCUAUGACAUCAAGGCCUUCAAUUCUUCCAUAAGGGAUAUAUUCAAAAAGGACUUUGAGGAUUUCGAUGAGGAGUUUGUAUUUUCGGAUCCCUUGAUAUAUUGUCAUUUUGCCCAAUCGCUGGCGGAUCAAAAGUAUACCACCUUGAAGAGCUGGAAUGCCUUGUAUCAGUUGCUGAUGGAGGCGCAGGCUAAUUAUAAUGAAGUCAUAGGUUAUAUGAAUUUGGUAUUAUUCGAGGAUGCCAUGAAACAUGUUUGUCGCAUCAAUCGCAUAUUGGAAAGCCCACGCAACAAUGCCCUGCUGGUGGGCGUAGGAGGUUCCGGCAAACAAACCUUAGCCCGUUUGGCCUCUUUCAUUUCCUCCUUUAGCGUUUGCCAAAUUCAAAUCAAACGUGGCUAUGGUCUACAGGAUAUGAAGGAAGACAUUGCCGCCUUGUGCAUGAAAGUGGGCCUGAAGAACGUUGCCUCUGUUUUCCUCAUGUCCGAUGCCCAAUUGCCUCAAGAGCAAUUGCUAAUGCUGAUCAAUGAUCUUUUGGCUGCUGGAGAAAUUCCCGAACUGUUUGCCGACGAUCAAAUGGAGGUCAUCGUCAAUGGCAUACGCAAUGAGGUUAAGCAGGCGGGCACUUUGGAUACCCGAGACAAUUGUUGGCGCUUCUUUGUGGAGAAGGUACGCCGCCUGCUGCGUUUAAUUCUAUGCUUCUCGCCUGUGGGUCAAACUUUAAGAGUAAGGGCCCGCAAGUUUCCAGCCAUUUUAAGUCACACCACUAUAGAUUGGUUUCAUGAGUGGCCCAAAACAGCGCUGCAAUCGGUCUCACAGCAAUUUCUGGGUGAAAUAGACAAACGCAUAUUGCCGCUUGACCUCAUACAACCCAUUGGUUGUUUCAUGGCCUAUGUUCAUGGUACUGUGAAUCAAAUAUCGAAGAUUUAUUUGCAAAACGAAAAACGUUUCAACUACACAACCCCAAAGACCUUUCUCGAAUAUAUUUUCCUGUACCGCAAAUUAUUGGUCGACCGUAGUGGUGAACAUACACGCCGCAUCCAACGCUUACAAAGUGGCAUGGCCAAAUUGGCGGAAUGUGCCAACCAAGUUGACACACUAAAGAACCAAUUAGCCGUGCAGGAAAUUCAAUUGACUGCCAAAAAUGCUGCCGCCGAUAAACUGAUUCUCAUUGUCAGUGCCGAAAGCGAAAAGGUGAAACAUGAGAAACACAUUGCCUCCGAGGAGGAGAAGCGGGUGCGCAUUAUCGAGGAGGAUGUGUGCAUCAAGACCAAAAUGUGUGAAGAGGAUUUGCGAAAAGCUGAGCCGGCGCUUGUGGCAGCCCAGGCUGCAUUGAACACUCUGAACAAGAACAAUCUAACCGAACUGAAGUCCUUUGGCUCUCCCCCCAAGGCGGUGGUGAAUGUAUGUGCCGCCGUAAUGGUCCUUUUUGCCAAUAAUGGCAAAAUACCCCGCGAUCGUAGCUGGAAGGCAGCCAAACUGAUGAUGGUUCGAGUAGAUCAGUUCCUCAAUGAUUUGGUCAACUACAACAAGGACAACAUACAUCCCAACAUCAUUGAAAUGUUGCAAGGAUAUCUGAAGGAUCCCGAAUUCAAUCCCGAUAAGAUUGUUCAAAAAUCUGUUGCCGCUGCUGGCCUUUGUGCUUGGGUCAUUAACAUUCAUCGUUACCAUCAGGUUUUUCUUGUGGUGGGACCCAAACAGCAGGCCCUUAAGGAUUCCCAAAAUGAGUUAACCGAGGCCAGAGAACGCCUGGAAUAUCUAAAGCAAAAAAUCAAUGAUUUGGAACGCAAGUUGAGGGAGAUACAAUCAGAGUUCGAAGAGGCUGUGGCCUCAAAGCAAAAAUGUCAACUGGAGGCUGAUAAGACCACAUUCACCAUUGAUUUGGCCCAUCGCUUGGUGAAUGGUUUGGCAAAUGAAAAUAUACGCUGGAAGGAAUCAGUGCAGAGUUUGCAAUCGAAAAGUGCCACCCUACCUGGUGAUAUCCUGCUAAUUUCCUCUUUUCUCUCCUAUGCCGGUUGCUUUACGCGUCGUUAUCGUGAAGAGCUGCAGCAGCAAAUGUGGCUGCCCAGUUUUCGUAGAAUUGAGCCUCCCAUACCGCAUACGGAAGAAGUCGAUUAUCUGGCGGUGUUUACAGAUGAUGCCCAAAUAGCCUCCUGGAAUAAUGAAGGCUUGCCCAUGGAUCGCAUGUCCACCGAAAAUGCCACCAUAUUGGUGCAUUCCACCAGAUGGCCGCUGAUGAUAGAUCCACAAUUACAAGGCAUCAAAUGGAUAAAAAAUCGCUAUGGCCAGGAUUUGGUGGUCCUAAGGCUUGCUCAGAAAAAUUUCCUAGACUCUUUGGAAAAAGCCAUGGCCAAGGGCGAUACUGUGCUGCUGGAACAAAUUGAGGAAAGUGUGGACACUGUGCUGGAACCCUUACUGAGUCGAGCUCUGAUCAAAAGAGGGCGUUUUAUACGCCUGGGCGAUAAGGAAUUGGAUUUUAAUUCCAACUUUCGUUUGAUCCUACACACCAAAUUGGCCAAUCCCCAUUACAAGCCGGAAAUGCAGGCCCAGACCACUCUCAUAAACUUUACGGUAACCCAAGAUGGUCUGGAGGAACAAUUGCUGGCGGAGGUGGUAAAAAUCGAAAGACCUGAUUUGGAGGAUAUGAAGACCGAUGUCACCAUACAGCAAAAUAAAUUCAAAAUUUCCCUCAAACUCUUGGAAGAUGACCUUUUGGCCAGAUUGGCCUCAGCAGGAGAAAAUGUCUUGGAUGAUUAUGAAUUGGUGGCCAAUCUGGAGUCUACCAAGCAAACCGUAGAUGAAAUUGAACUUAAGGUUCAUGAAGCUCGCGUCACUACUUUGCAGAUUGAUGAGGCCCGCAAUAUGUAUCGUUCUGCUGCCAAAAGGGCUGCGGUACUUUAUUUUGUACUCUCUGAUUUGAGUCGCAUAAAUCCCAUUUAUCGCUUCUCUCUGAAGUCCUUUAUGCAGGUCUUUAAACAGGCCAUAGUAUCGGCUCCCCAACACCGACAAAAUGAGCGAAGAGUGGCUGCCUUGGUAGAUGCCAUAACCUGCCAGACAUUCUAUCAUGCCCUAAGGGGUCUUUUUGAGGUGGAUAAAUUGACUUUUACCGCUCACAUGACUUUACGCAUUAUGGCUGCCUCGGAGCAUAUAUCGCGGGAAGAAGUUGAUUUUCUUUUGCGAUUUCCUCAUGACCCAAACACUUUGUCUCCUGUAGAUUUCAUAGGACGCACUGCCUGGGGAGGCAUUAAAUCUUUGGCUUUAAUGGAUAAUUUCUAUGGCAUAGACAAGGAUAUCGAGAGUUAUCCCAAGCGCUGGAGGAAGUUUUUGACCAGUGAUGUACCAGAGAGUGAACAAUUCCCGGGAGAGUGGAAACAUCGAACACCUUUGCAAAAAUUGUGUAUAGUGAGAGCUUUGAGACCGGAUAGGGUUACCAGUGCCAUAAGGCUCUUUGUUGAACAAACCAUGGGCCGUCAAUAUGCCAAUGUCAAAACCUUUCAUUUCUCCGAUAUUUUCAAUGAAGUAACCGCUGCAACACCCAUAUUUUUCAUACUCUGCCCUGGCGUAGAUCCCAUCUACGAUGUCGAACGCUUAGGCCAACAGCUGGGCUUUAGCACAAACAAUAAUAACCUCAUCAACAUAUCCCUAGGUCAGGGUCAAGAAAUGUUGGCUGAAGAGGCCUUGACUCAGGCACUAGCUUCCGCAGAUCAAUGGGUAGUAUUUCAAAAUAUCCAUCUGGUGGCCAACUGGUUGCCUAAUUUGGAAAAGCUUAUAGAACGCCUUACAUCACAACCGGAAAGUUUUGCAGCUACCAAAUUUCGCCUGUUCAUUAGCGCCGAACCUGCACCUGAUCCCCAAUAUCACAUUAUACCCCAAGGUAUUUUGGAAUCUUCGCUGAAAAUUGUCAAUGAACCUCCUUCUGGCAUGGCAGCCAAUAUGCAUCAGGCUUGGGAUAAUUUCUCACAGGAUACCUUGGAGAGCUGCACCCAGGAAGCUGAAUUCAAAUCCAUACUAUUCUCUCUAUGCUAUUUUCAUGCUGUGGCAGGACAAAGACGAAAAUUUGGUCCCCUGGGUUGGAACAAAGUAUAUCCCUUCAAUUUAGGAGAUCUAACCAUUUCGGCUUCGGUACUUCACAAUUAUCUGGAGGGCAGCAAUCGUAUACCUUGGGAGGACUUGCGUUAUCUCUUUGGUGAAAUUAUGUAUGGUGGCCACAUAACCGACGAUUGGGAUCGGCGUUUGUGUCAAACCUAUUUGGCCGAAUUGUUGCAGCAAGAAUUGGUGGAUGGCGAUUUGGAAUUGUGUCCUGGUUUUCCCUCACCACCCAAUCUGGAUUUUGAAGGUUAUCACAACUACAUCAAUGAAAUGCUUCCCGAAGAGUCGCCCCUGCUGUAUGGUCUACAUCCCAAUGCUGAGAUAGGAUUUCUCACCAAUGCUUCCGAGCAAUUGUUGAAGACUGUCUUUGAGCUACAGCCUAGGCAAUCAGAGUUGACCACCACCUGCAGUGCUCCGCGUGAAGAGUUGGUCAAAAUAAUGGCCGAAGAUUUUCUGGAUAAAUUGCAAGUGGAAUUCAAUUUAAAUGCUCUGCUCAAUCGCAUUGAACGCAAGACACCCUUCGUGGUGGUGGCGCUACAGGAAUGCGAACGCAUGAAUGCUUUAAUACAGGAGAUUAAACGUUCUUUGCGAGAACUUAUGUUGGGUCUUAAGGGCGAAUUGACCAUUACCUCGGAUAUGGAACGUCUGGAUCAUGCCAUUUUCUAUGAUCAUGUACCGGAGUCCUGGACUUCUUUGGCCUAUCCCAGUAUGUUGGGUUUACAAAGUUGGUUUGCCGAUUUGCUGCAUCGCAUCAAGGAGCUCUCCCUGUGGUUGAGUGAUUUUAAGCUACCCUGCACUAUCUGGCUGGGAGGACUCUUUAAUCCUCAAAGUUUUCUUACCGCCAUUAUGCAGGAGAGUGCUAGGAAACAUGAUUUACCCUUGGAUCGUAUGUGCCUACAUUGUGAUGUUACCAAAAAGGAUGUGGAAAGUAUCACUUUACCCCCAUUGGACGGAGCCUUUGUCCAUGGCUUGUACUUAAAUGGAGCUAGCUGGGAUUGUCAACUUAACUCUAUAGUUCCCCUAAAUCCCAAGGAGUUGCUCUGUGCCAUGCCUGUAAUCUGCAUCAAAUCAAGUGUGCAGGAACGUCAUGAUCUUCAUCACAUAUAUGAAUGCCCUCUCUACAAAACAAGAUCACGUGGCAACACCUAUGUCUGGACAUUUAAUUUAAAAUCUCGUGAACGUCCGGCUAAAUGGAUUCUGGGUGGUGUUGCCCUAUUACUACAGCCAUGAAUCUGACAGGCAGACAAUCAUUUGCCAUUCAGUCACUAUCAAUGACACUUACAAAGCACUUUUUUUUAUUAUUAUCUCUGUUUGUUUUUACACAAAAAUAAACAAACACAAACUAAAGCACCAAUAUUGUUGAAGCA